CAAGAGAACAAAGGAGAGGGAGAGGAGAAAGAGAACGAAGGAGAAAGACUGAGAAGAGAGAGAGAGAAGACAGAGCUCAUAGUUGUUUGCAGUAUGAACCAGUCCAGCCAGGACCAGAGUGGAGUGGGGACAGCAGACCCUGAUGAGGACUCUCCCAACAUCAUCGUCUACAGAAAGAUUGAGGAGAUAGUGACCCGUAUCCAGGAUGAGACUGAGGGCGUUCCCAUCAGAACUGUCAAGAGCUUCCUGACCAAGAUACCCAGCGUCGCCACAGGUGCAGACAUAGUGCAGUGGCUGAUGAAGAACCUAGCCAUUGAUGAUCCAGCUGAGGCCAUACACAUCGGGAGUCUGAUUGCUGCUCAGGGAUAUCUCUUCCCCAUCUCUGAUCACGUUCUGUCACUCAAAGACGACGGAACCUUCUAUCGCUUCCAGGCUCCAUAUUUCUGGCCUUCUAACUGCUGGGAGCCAGAGAACACAGACUAUGCUAUCUAUCUGUGCAAGAGGACCAUGCAGAACAAGACCCGUCUGGAGCUGGCUGAUUAUGAGGCGGAGAACCUAGCCAGGCUACAGAGAGCCUUCACUAGGAAGUGGGAGUUUGUCUUCAUGCAGGCCGAGGCUCAGGUCAAGAUCGACACGAAAAAGGAUAGAAUUGAGAGGAAGAUUCUAGACAGUCAAGAAAGAGCUUUCUGGGAUGUCCAUAGACCUGUGCCAGGUUGUGUGAACGUCACAGAGAUGGACAUCAGGAAAUGCAGACGUAUGAAGAACCCACAGAGAGUCAAGAAGUCAGUGUAUGGACUGAUAGAGGAGGGUCAGUCACAGAGCCCGGUACACACACCCUCACAACUAGCCAGGAAAGGCACCAAAGAGGACGUGGAGAAAGAGAUUGUGUUUCUUAACAGCCAGUUGGACAGACACUGUAUAAAGGUUUCAAAAGUCGCUGAGAGUCUGAUGACCUACACUGAGCAGUACCAGGAGUAUGACCCGUUUGUGGUGUCACCAGAACCCUCCAAUCCCUGGACCAGUGACGACCUCUCAUUCUGGGACCUAGAGGCCAGUAAGGACCCCAGUCAACAGAGAGUGAGGAAGUGGGGAUUUUCUCUAGAUGAAGCUCUGAAGGAUCCGGCAGGUCGCGACCAGUUCCUCAAGUUCCUGGAAUCAGAGUUCAGCUCAGAGAACCUACAGUUUUGGUUGGCUGUCCAGGAUCUGAAGAGGCAGCCUCUGGAGAACGUGGCAGAACGGGCUCAGGAGAUCUGGGCAGAGUUUCUGGCAGAAGGCGCUUCCAGCUCCAUCAACCUGGACUCACACAGCUACGAACGCACCAGCGCCAACCUUAAAGACCCUGGACGAUACAGCUACGAAGACGCUCAGGACCACAUCUAUAAGCUGAUGAAGAGUGACAGCUACGCACGGUACCUCCGUUCCAACUCUUACCAGAACCUUCUGACGGCCAGGAAGAAGCCUGAGACGGAGCAGCAGCAGGGAAGACGCACCUCUCUGGAGAAGUUCACACGCAGUGUGGGAAAAUCACUGACAGGCAAACGGCUGACGGGCCUGAUGCAGUUGUCCUGACCAGGCCUGGGGCUAGAGUAAGACAGCCAUGCCCACCGGAGCUGAUCCACUGUGGGGAGAGUGGUGUUGAGGCUUAGAAGCCUAACUGGGGCCUGGACACAACGUCGCCCACAUAACUGACUUCAGAUCAGUUUCCUGAGCUUCAGCGGAGGACAGACAUCAUGCAAUAAGUCACUUAGAUCUGACACUGGGCGAGUGCUGUCUUUGGCUGCGUCUCAAGUGGCACCAUGUUGUCUUAUAUAGUGCACUACUUUUGACUAGAGUCCAUAUGAUUUGUGUACUUUUGUUUAAUCCAUACGAGAAAGUAUACACUUUGGGAAAAGGAUGGAGACUGGCAACAUCCUAGCCUGGGCAUUAGUCUAAAGUAGUGGAGACUGGCAACAUCCUAGCCUGGGCAUUAGUCUAAAGUAGUGGAGACUGGUAACAUCCUAUCCUGGGCAUUAGUCAAAAGUAGUGCACUAUAAAGACAAUAGGGUGCGAUUUGGGACGUAGACACUGUGUAGUUUAUCGAAAUAUAACUCUGCCCCCUCUCUCUCUCUGGCUCUCUCUCUGUCUCUCUCUCUCUCUCUCUGGCUCUCUCUCUCUCUCUCUCUCUCUGGUUCCUUUAAUAGAUUCUAUAACCAAAUGGAACGUCAGACUUCUACUUUAUCUCAGCUCAUGUUACUACAGUAUAAUACCUUUAUUAUAUAAACAUAAAAAUGGUUAAAUGAUGUUUAUAAUGGAUUUAGAAUAAGCACCUUAUUUUCAUUCGUCACUCUGAGGUAGGCCAGUAUAUGGAAACGGGAACAUAAUGAUCUGUUCUGCUCUUUCUAUUGAGUUUUUCAGCCUUGAUUUGAUUUUAGUUACUUAAAAAAAAAAAAAAAAGAGUUCGACGGCACCCUAAUUAACAAAAUAAAAAA
Messenger RNA from Salmo salar (Atlantic salmon), 2468 nucleotides. Its product is annotated as regulator of G-protein signaling 6. Gene Ontology annotation, biological process: intracellular signal transduction; regulation of G protein-coupled receptor signaling pathway; positive regulation of GTPase activity. Gene Ontology annotation, cellular component: neuron projection; cytoplasm. The record is from RefSeq and is a predicted model, not a curated record. Gene Ontology annotation, molecular function: GTPase activator activity. NCBI's taxonomy places the organism in Eukaryota, Metazoa, Chordata, Actinopteri, Salmoniformes, Salmonidae.